This is a messenger RNA of Nerophis lumbriciformis (worm pipefish), 1308 nucleotides long. It is a transcript of the gene mid1ip1b, whose product is annotated as MID1 interacting protein 1b. The record is from RefSeq and is a predicted model, not a curated record. Gene Ontology annotation, cellular component: cytosol. Lineage: Eukaryota; Metazoa; Chordata; Actinopteri; Syngnathiformes; Syngnathidae. Gene Ontology annotation, biological process: regulation of lipid biosynthetic process.
AAAAAUAAUGGCUUGGAUAGUAAGAUAUUAGUAUGAGUGUUGAAAUGAAAAAAAAAUGAAAAAGAGCAAAUAUUACCGCUGGCGUACGCUUGUCGCUAACGUUGUCAUUUGUUUAGUUUGUUUUGUAAUUAGCUAGAUAGACCACUAUAGCCAAGAGUGGCAUUCUUGUACAUUUUAUGUAGAUAUUGUUGUGUCAUUUGUACUAAUAUCCACCAUUUCAAUCCCAUCUUCAGUUUUAAGUGACAUUUAUUUUAAUUUUGGUGUCUGAUUGCUAUCGGCGCUCGUGUGAAACACUGCGCAUGCUCAGUGAAGCUGCUCUUUGAAGUAAGCCCCUCCCUCUGGUGGAGAUAACGACGCCGUGCUCCGUUAAACGGUUAAACGUGUCUGCGGCUGACUUUAUUACGCGCCGUGACAAUAUCCGUGAUGCAGAGUGGCGGUUAGUCCACACGUCAUGUUUAGCAGCGAGCCUGUUAUCUUCCACCUCUCUCAGUGACCAAGGCACGCUUGUGUCCGCCCCCCCCACCCCCAGGUGAGCAGGUCGCUUGGGGCGAGUCACAACUUUGAUUUGUACCUUGAAGGACGAGUUUGAAAGCCUUUUCAUCGACUGGAGUAUGUAAAGAUCGUCCCCAAAGUAGAAACAAGACCAGUUUUCUCUGCUCUUCCUCAAAUAAGCCUUCCAAAAGAAUGAUGCAGCUCACCAGAGCGCGCAAACAGAAACACUCCCUCCUCAGCUCCAUGAACCAUUUCAUCGGGGCCGUCAACAACAUGGACCAGACCGUCAUGGUGCCCAGCCUGCUGAUGGACGUCCCCUUGGACGAGGACACGGCGAUGGCCCACUUAAAGUCUGACGUGGACGACAUGUACAGCCACUACCAGCUGCUCAAGUCCCUUCGCUGGGACAUGGAGUCGGGGUCGAGCAGCGGCGAGCAGAGGCGCAAGGAGGGCUUGAGGCGCGCCGCGUCCGCCUCCUCCACGUCUUCCUCCCUGCUGUCCUCCUCUGAAGAGGAUGAAGAUGACUUGCAGAAGCUGUUCCAGUUCCACCUGGCUGGCCUGCAAGGGGUGCUGUCCAAGCUCACCUUAAAGGCCGACUCUCUCACCAGGUGCUACAGGCAGAGAGUCGGCGUUUGAGGAUUGAGGAGGAUUUUUUUUUACUGUCAUCAUUGGAUAGACUGAAGAUGCACUUAUUCACUCCAAAUGUUUUGCACUUAACUUUUCUAUUGGCCCUUGCACAUGUUUUGCACUAACUUGACACAAAGCUAGAACACCAUUUUUAUUUAAUGAGAUGAAUAAACUCACAGAGAAAAUGUU